Cicer arietinum (chickpea) is the source of this 1239-nucleotide messenger RNA. RefSeq names its product protein neprosin-like. Lineage: Eukaryota; Viridiplantae; Streptophyta; Magnoliopsida; Fabales; Fabaceae. The record is from RefSeq and is a predicted model, not a curated record.
UUUAUAAAAUAUAUUCUAAAAAUAUGAUCCAUAUAUUGUUCUUUUUCUUGUGUUUGGUGUCUAGCAUCACUUGCCAUCGAUUUGAUGAUAUAGUGAAAGAUGAUUUGGAAAUAGAGAAACAGUUAAAAAUUAUCAAUAAGUCUCCUGUCAAUAGUAUUCAUACAAAAUUUGGAUACAUUGUUGAUUGUAUUGAUAUUAAUAAGCAACCGGCCUUUGAUCAUCCUUUGCUAAUUAAUCAUAAAUUGCAGAGAAAACCCAGUUUUCAAAAUGAAAUUCAAAAUCACAGUGUAAAGAUUUCAUCAACUAAGGCCACAUUUGGGCUUGCAAAGGACCAAUGUCCAAUAGAAACCGUUCCUAUUAGAAGGACAACUAAAGAAGAUCUCAUCCGUGGCAAAUCAUUUUUUAAUAAUCUUAUAUUUGACGGGAAUCCAAAUAAUCAUGUUGCAUCUAUUUCUCUAAGAACAGUAGAUCCUACAUAUUUUUCUUAUUUUGGAGUUAGUGGAACCAAUAGCGUUUAUAAUGUAAAAGUUGAAAAUGAUCAAUCAAGUUCCUCUGUUAUGUGGGUUCGAAAUGGAGCUAUAGAUAACACUAAUUUUAUCGGCAUUGGAUGGCAUGUGGCACCAGAGUUAUACGACGAUGAUGAAACUCAUCUCUAUGCACUAUGGACGUCAGAUAAUUUCAAGAAUACCGGAUGCUACAAUUUAUUAUGUUCUGGUUUUGUUCAAACAAGCAAAAGUUAUUACUUAGGUGCACCUUUUGCCAAAACAUCUAUCUAUGGUGGAGAAAUGUUUGAGAUCGCAAUAUCCAUUAUUCAGGAUCCUAUAACAAAAGAUUGGUGGGUGACAAGUGAAAAUGAAAAUCUUGGAUAUUUUCCAGCAUCUUUAUUCUCCAACAUGACAUCUGCUGAUCAAGUCGGGUGGGGUGGUAGAGCAACAACUACUUCGGGCGCUCCUGGUCCUCCAAUGGGUUCAGGAUACUUUCCUGAUGAUAUAUUUGAUCAUGCGAGUUAUUUUAGAUAUAUUACAUAUCAGAAUAACUCUAGAAAAAACUUUUCACCAGACAAAUUUUUGAUACAAAGAUUCACUGACAAACCUCAAUGUUAUAAUGCUAAAUUCUAUGAUAAUCAAGGAAAUGAGAUUGGACCUGCGGCUCUCCAAUUUGGAGGACCUGGUGGUAAUUGUGAUGGUUAGGUCAUAUUAUAAGACUUUUAAAUUUAAAUAAAACUUUAUAUUUAUAUCA